This is a messenger RNA of Amoebophrya sp. A25, 554 nucleotides long. NCBI's taxonomy places the organism in Eukaryota, Dinophyceae, Syndiniales, Amoebophryaceae. The record is from the annotation of a GenBank genome assembly.
AUGUGGCUCAUAGCGAUCAUCAUCACACCGGUGGAGCUGUAUAGUGGUACCAUGUUGAGCACUGACCGCAACAAGAACAGACGGGACGCCUUGCGGCUGGAGUUCCAUAAGCACUGGCGCACUGCCAUGCUGUACCUUCUCGAGGGUGAAGAGGUGCUCCGAGAUAUGUCGCUCUUGUUCUGCACCGUCGGCCGGGGGUUCCGCGUUGGUUCUGUCACCAGAGCAGAUCGCUAUGGUAUUUCUUGUUUUUAGGAUUGUUUCAGUGUUUUAGUCUGAUGAGGGAGGGCAUGGACCAGAAGAGAGAGCCAGAAGGGCUGGCGGGUGUAUGCGAGACAAUUUAAAAGAACGCAGACUGUUUUUGAGUCGUGACCUUUUCCCUAAGGACCUCCCUGAAUUUCAACAGCGUGGCGAGCUUUUUGCGGUGGACAUGGUGACUCUUGACAGCUUUCCCGUGCAAGUUGUAACAGAUAGUAACGAAAUAGCCUGACCGUCACGCUUGCGCAUUUUGGGAACGAGAGCGCCUUUUUAUCCAGCCACCUGAUAGCCGCCCAAAG